This is a messenger RNA of Uncinocarpus reesii 1704, 4470 nucleotides long. RefSeq lists its product as uncharacterized. Gene Ontology annotation, cellular component: trans-Golgi network. The transcript is spliced from 3 exons. The record is from RefSeq and is a predicted model, not a curated record. NCBI's taxonomy places the organism in Eukaryota, Fungi, Ascomycota, Eurotiomycetes, Onygenales, Onygenaceae. The coding region runs from base 1 to 4470 and encodes 1489 amino acids.
AUGGCAGUUGACCCUAUUUCACCGAUCGCGCCGGCGCGCUUACGCACUCUAUUGCUUCCCAUAGGGAGGAUCAGACGAUCUCGGUUCUUGGAACUUGUCAAACGGCUUCAGGCCCAGAACGUGGUUCGGUUGGGAGACGUGAGUCCCGUCGGCUGCCCUAAUAGAAAUACCUUCUCUCCGCUCGCUUUCCCUUCUGGCAUGAUCAUCUUUGACCUAUCGAUUUCGGUACCCCCGACCUCCCAUCUCGACCUCUUUCCUUUCGAGCUUUUUCGAGAACCCCUCGCCAUUUUAGCAAUUGCCGAUGGGAAGGAGCUCGCUGUGUCGCAAGAGGGUAAUGGAUCGUUAUUGGAGGCACAGGUCAAUGGAGCUUCAAGGCCCCAGCAUCCCUCUCCUCCCGGAUUAGAUCAUCUUGUCGCAGAGUUGGCUGAAUUGAAAGGCAGUUACCCCAGGUCACUUGUCCAGCAACUACUAAUAUUCGACCAUGAGGGUGUCAAUAACCUUGUGCCCGGGCCCGAAAAUGUGAUAUGGGUGCCUUCUCCGGUAGCAUCCCGAACGACUACGAUAAAAACCCUAAUGUGCGAUGUAUCUUCGCUAUUACUUAAAGAGCUAGGCCAGCUCGCGGAGUCGAUGCAAGAAUGGCCCAGCAUCGAAUCUCCAAAAGCAUCAUCGUGGGGCCCGCGUCGGACUGUUGACUCCCGUCCCGCUGAUAAACUUAGACACCGCAUGACCAUGCCCGCACAGUUACCGUCACAGCCCACCGCGCCGACUAGUCAUCAUUCAGACACCGAACUCACUGCUCACGUACACGACUCGCCAACCACCUUCGAAGAAAUUACACGGUCAAUCCAGCUUGCUAAUCGAACAACAGCCGCUUUAAAAUUCAACUCCAAGCCUGGAUCUAAGGAGCAUAGCCGUGAGCGAAUGUCUAUGCAAGGGCUUGCGAAUCUCAAUGAGCGGUCAAAGACUCGGUUUCACGCUCGUUUGAAAGUUGUGGUCGGGUUUCUACACCUUCAAGCAGGUAUAUGGCCUGAGGCUUUGAAAGAACUUGUUGAAGGUGCGACUGCUGCAAGGACCGGAAGCGAUUACAUCUGGCAUGCAAAGGCGUUGGAGGGAAUUUUGAUUUGUUUGCUAUUGCAUGGUUGGAUUGGCAUGGAUUUCCAGAUACCCCAAAUUUGUUUCCCGUCUACCGACAAAUCUGUAUCAAAACUUCUCCCAGCAGCAGGUCAACCGGACUCUGGAACAACUUCAGAAUCUAAGGAGGCUUGUUUGAAAAACUUGGCGAUUAUUCUGACAGACAUUUCAAAUUAUAUUCUGAAUCUCUAUAACCGAGCAUCCAAUAUCACCGAUGAACCACUACCUCAAUUUAUUUAUUCUGAAACUACGAUACGACUCGCAAAACUCUUAACGACCGCUUAUGUUCGAGAUGGAUUACUUGAUAAUAAUGGCUUGAAGCAUAUUGUAAUGAAUCUCCCUUUGGAACCUAUCCGCAUUUCAGACCGCCCACGGGGAAACAUGAUGUUCCGCAGGACCGAGAUAGCGUCCUUCUUAUUUCAGGCUUUACCUCCGUCUCCUGGUACUGAAAUCCCUGUCACAGAUUCUGUCCAGAUAUACGUUGGUAUGGCCGCUGUCUUAUCAGGAUUGGGAUUGGAAAGGAAACGUGGUUUUGUUUUAAGGGAGCUUCUAACGACCACGAUAACUGGACUCGUUCAGGCACGCAAGCUCGGAGCUGCUGAAAUGGGCAUACAUCCGGCUGCUGGCCUAUCUGCACUCAACAAUGAAGCCUUUGACUUAAAUGCCUUAGAUGCCGGCUCAGGCAACACUGAGGAUAGCAUGAGAAGUGUAUUGACAUUGGUCACUUCAACGUAUGGUGCAGCGUCGGCUAUAAAUCACAAGGACGACAGGCCUAGUUCGGGUAACACUGAAGAACAGUCAAAGUAUGACUUUGUCGACUCGAUCAUUGAAAGGGCCAAAAGCGACAGUACUUUAGCGUCCUAUGGGGAUAUUGCGCUGAAGGUUGAUAUCUUUAAGGCUUGUAUUGAUUUUUGCGAGGCUCUUCCAGAUUUUCGAGGUGUUCUCCAAUUCACUGUUGGAUUGCUUCGAACUAUCAAAGGGAGCGUUAUGCUCACGCCAACCAAUGACAACACUCUACCGUUUUUGGCACCCGAAGAGCAGGUACGAUUCUACAACAAUGUCAAACGCACUGUUGGAGCCGCGAAUCGACUUGGACAUCCCAACAUGGAGGCUGAAUAUUGGGAUGAUUUUAUGGUACGGAAUGUUGAGAUUCAUGGCACUGCGGAUGUUAAGCAGCCCAUGCAACGAUCGAGAAAGGAAUUCGGAAUAUCAACUGUCAGCGAAGAGCGUGGCAAUAAAAGCCCAUUCAUAUAUAGUGCGUUUUCGAAGGCUGCGAUCCGCCGUUCAGAGUCCUUAGUGAUCGCUGGCGAGCAAAGCGCGGUCAAAGUUGUGCUUCAAAAUCCAUACGAAUUCACCGUUGAAGUUGAAAGCCUUAUAUUAGAAGGGCGGGGAGUUGAAUUCGAAGCUCAACUGCACGGGUUUUGGCUCCGGCCGUUUUCUCUAGAAGAAAAGAUUGUCCCACUGCGUGCGAUGUCUGAAGGAACCUUAGAAAUCACGGGCUGCGUCGCCAAAAUCAAAUUUUGCCGACGACGUUACUUUCCGAUAUUCAAAAAAUUCUGGAAACCCGGGUACAAGCCCAAACUCAAGCGAACCGGAUUGGCGGCUAAGGAUCUCGCAUCUGAAAGGCCUUUAUCUUGGGGUUCAAAUCAGUCUGGCGUUGCGAGCGUUCCCGUCGAAACAGGUCCCGAACCGGAUCGCGUGGCUAUCAAUGUGGUAAAGGCACAACCGCUUGUAGAGAUUGAAUCUUCAUCUCUCCUACAAAACGCUAUUAUGGUCUUAGAAGGGCAGACUACUACCUUUGAUAUCACACUGCGCAAUUUGACCUCAUGCCCAGUUGACCUGAUAUUUUUCACCUUUCAGGACUCUACGAUUAGGCGGCUUCAGACAGCUAUAAGCAACAAAGACAACCUCCCAGCAGAUGUCUAUGAACUAGAAUAUCAACUUACUGAAGUUCCCGCACUACGAUGGAAGGUACCUGGAAAUCAAGAUGAAAGGCCAACGAUUGGCCCGAACGAAACUUCAUCGUUUACUAUAGAAGUAUUUGGUAAAACUGGGCUAACUGAAGCUGAGGUUCAAAUUGAUUAUGGAUUUGCUGGCAUUUCUUCAUCUGGAAUCCCGGAGACAUUCUACACAAGACAACUCAAUUUCCCGCUAACAGUCACUGUUAAUCCCAGUAUCGAACUUGUUUGCUGCGAUAUUCUCCCCUUGAGCCCUGAUUUCGCAUGGACAAACAAACAAGGUGGCAAAGUUGCUGGCCCUGGUGAUAAAAGGACACAAAGCACCCGGAACACCUCGAAAAGUGAACAUCAAUUUUCAACACUGCUGUCUCGGGUUGGCAUGGAGCCCUAUGGAUCGGACCAUUGUCUGCUCUUGCUAGACCUGCGAAACUCCUGGUCAAAACCACUUAUCACUUCUGUCUUAGUCGCUGAGAAUAUUGAUAAGGACAGUCGCGAAUCAGCUAUACACGAAAUCACGGACACCCUUCAACCUGACCGUACUACUCGUAUGGUUACACUCAUCCCACGCUUGUUCCUAAGUCAUCCCCACAAACCUAUCCCGAGUUUAGGGGCUGCAAGCAAGCGACAAUUUGUUGUGAGUGCGCGCCAAGUGUCUUACGAGACUGAGGUAGCAGGAAGAGAAGCCUUUUGGUUUCGGGAAGAGGUGCUAAAACGACUUCGCGGUACAUGGAAAGACGAGGUUACCGGUCAUGAGGGGAUUAUAGGUUUACGUGGAGUUACACUAACCAGCACAAUGGUUGACUCUCUCCGCAUGGACGACAUUGAAAUAACUUUUUCAAUACACCCCUUGCGCGACGAGGCCAAACCCGCCUCUCUUACUUCUACGCCCACAUUGCAAACGGGGUAUUCCACGUUCACGAUACCAACAAACUCAUUUUUAACAUUAUGCGUUACUCUGUUUAAUCGUUCCCUAAAGCCCGUCCAUCCCCUUCUUCGACUUGUCCCCAGUCUCCGCCACCAACCAAGCACCGUUGCCUUAGAACUAUCGAAGCGGCUAUCCUGGACUGGCAUGCUACAGCGCGGGCUGCCAAUUCUAGAACCCGGGCAAACCGUCGAGGCUCGACUAGGUAUAACGGCACUCUGUCGAGGAGAAUAUGAGAUCGGAGCUCUUGUUGAAGAGGUCCGGCGACUAAAGCCGCAGUCCGCUUCAACGGUAGCUACCAAGGACGGAGACGUUGGUGACAAUGCGAAUAAUCGCUCUGGCACUGAGCAUUCCACCGGUGAAUAUGACAUGUUACUCGAGAAUCUUGUGGCCAAUGGGCAAAAUCAAAGGCGUAUAUGGCAUGCCAGAGCGCCCUGUUUUCUGUCCGCUCGGGACUAA